This is a messenger RNA of Phycodurus eques (leafy seadragon), 2122 nucleotides long. RefSeq names its product kynurenine--oxoglutarate transaminase 3-like. The record is from RefSeq and is a predicted model, not a curated record. NCBI's taxonomy places the organism in Eukaryota, Metazoa, Chordata, Actinopteri, Syngnathiformes, Syngnathidae. Gene Ontology annotation, biological process: biosynthetic process. Gene Ontology annotation, molecular function: pyridoxal phosphate binding; L-kynurenine:2-oxoglutarate transaminase activity. The transcript is spliced from 13 exons. The coding region runs from base 291 to 1634 and encodes 447 amino acids. Gene Ontology annotation, cellular component: mitochondrion; cytoplasm.
CCAGCGGCGACGCCUUUAUGUGCUCUUAUAAAAACAGAACAGAGAGCAUCCGCAAUCAUUAUCCUUCGCCGGAGAAGAGUGACUCGCUUUUUGAAACAAAAAUGAUUUAAUCAUACGGUGUUCUGUUAGAAAAGUUUAUCACACCGUUUUUUAAACAUCUAUUAUAAAAGUGACAUAAACAGGUUCCCACGAGCGGAACAAAUAAGUUACCGUGCUUCCGCUUCUUCCUCGCUUGCACGCGAACGCAUCCUUUUGCCCUGUAGUGGUUAACUUAAACAUACAAUUGCAGAAUGAGUGUGGCCAGGCAUCUCCGGCUCUGCUCUAGGUUUUCUUUCCAAAGGCGUUUUUGUACCUCGCAGUGUGCGACAAUGGCAUCCCGACACGGCAACACCAAGAGGAUCCAAGGACUGGACAAGAACGUGUGGGUGGCGUUUACAUCGCUGGCGGCGGACCCUUCCGUAGUCAACCUGGGUCAAGGCUUCCCGGAUAUUUCACUGCCGGCCUACAUCAAGGAUUCGCUGGUGCAGGCGGUGUCAGUGGACAAAAUGAACCAGUACACACGAGGCUUUGGACACCCGACGUUGGUGAAGGCGCUCUCUCGGGUUUACGGCAAAGUGUGCGGGCGUCCCAUCGACCCACUCAAGGAAGUCCUGGUGACGGUGGGCGGCUACGGGUCCUUGUUCAGCACCAUGCAGGCUCUGGUGGAGGACGGCGACGAGGUCAUCAUCGUAGAACCCUUCUUCGACUGCUACGUGCCCAUGGUGCGCAUGGCGGGGGGCAAACCUGUGCUGAUACCGCUACGACCUAAAUCUGGCCAGAAGACCGCCUCCAGCGCCGACUGGUUCCUGGACCCUGAGGAGCUUGCCAGGAAAUUCAACUCCAAGACCAAGGCCAUCCUCAUCAACACCCCCCACAACCCCAUCGGGAAGGUUUUCACCAUGGAGGAGCUGCAGAUGAUCGCAGACUUGUGCGUCAAACACGACACGCUCUGCUUCAGCGACGAGGUCUACGAGUGGAUGGUGUACCGCGGACAUCAGCACCACAAAAUUGCGACUCUGCCCGGAAUGUGGGAGCGGACCAUCACCAUCGGCAGUGCGGGGAAGACUUUCAGCAUCACCGGAUGGAAGCUCGGUUGGUCCAUCGGACCUGAGCACCUGGUCCGCCAUCUUCAGACCGUCAUGCAGAACACGCUGUACACCUGCCCGACGCCACUGCAGGAGGCCGUGGCGCAGAGUUUACUCCUGAACUACGAGCUGAUGGGUCAGCCCGAGUGCUACUUCACGUCGCUGGCCGAGGAGCUAGAGGGGAAAAGGGACCGCCUGGCCGCCAUCCUGCGGGAGGUCGGACUGUCGCCCGUCGUCCCUGAGGGAGGUUACUUCAUGCUGGCUGACGUCACAGCGCUAAAUCAGAACCUCUCACACGUGGGAGGCGACGAAGCCUACGACUACAAGUUUGUCAAGUGGAUGAUUAAAGAAAAGAAACUGGCGGCCAUUCCUGUCACGGCGUUUGUAGGGGAGGAAUCCACCAAGACUUUUGAGAAAUAUAUCCGUCUUUGCUUCAUCAAGCGAGACGAAACUCUGGACGCGGCAGAGCUCAUCCUCAAGAAGUGGAAGUCGUCGGGAAGCACCGGCUGAAGAGUUGUUUUUUUUUUUUAACCCCCACAUAGGAGGUAAAACAUCAAACAUCAUUUUGUAUCUCUAUUGGAAACCACUGGAGUGCCUCAAGGGUUGAUACUUUGCCCCAUCCCGUUUCAGACCUCUAUUGCUUCCCUUUGGCCAAGGAGUAAUAAUAAUGACUCCUACUAUUUUCACAUCCCCAAUACGCUUGUGUACAGUCACCACAUUUGAAUGAAUUUGAACAUUGUGGAAAAGUCUGGAGUUAUAUUCAAAAGGUGAAACUCGGAGGUUAUAUGGAUUCAUGACACCCAGAGUGAUAUUUCUCGAUUUGUUUAUUCUAAUUUGGAUGUUUUUACUCAUUGAACUACUGAAAUAAAUGUAUUCUCCAAUUUCAAGUGUAUUGAGAUGCACUAGUCAUUUUUCAAAUGGUUCAGUAUGACUAUAUAUUACAUUUUAAAUAUUGUCCAGUAUAAAGUCUGCUGUGUCCCAACAACAUUUUAAUAAAA